Mugil cephalus (flathead mullet) is the source of this 1071-nucleotide messenger RNA. It is a transcript of the gene polr2g, whose product is annotated as RNA polymerase II subunit G. Gene Ontology annotation, molecular function: translation initiation factor binding; single-stranded RNA binding; single-stranded DNA binding. The transcript has 8 exons. The record is from RefSeq and is a predicted model, not a curated record. Gene Ontology annotation, biological process: positive regulation of translational initiation; positive regulation of nuclear-transcribed mRNA poly(A) tail shortening; transcription initiation at RNA polymerase II promoter. Bases 198 to 716 code for a protein of 172 amino acids. NCBI's taxonomy places the organism in Eukaryota, Metazoa, Chordata, Actinopteri, Mugiliformes, Mugilidae. Gene Ontology annotation, cellular component: P-body; RNA polymerase II, core complex.
AAAAUAUGUGAGAAAAUCUACUUCCUGUGAAACAGAACCCAGGGCAACAGAAGCCCACAGCCUGCGACCCUUGACCCGGAAGAGACUGUGUUACGAGCGAAUGAGCGACAGGUUUUCAUUUAAUAAGUGUGAAACGUUUUGGAUAAAUUAUCAAAACAAGACCAUUUAUCAAGGAGUGGUUGAACGUUAAGACAAAAAUGUUUUACCAUAUUUCACUGGAGCAUGAAAUCUUACUACAUCCGAGGUAUUUUGGUCCUAACCUCCUCAAUACUGUGAAGCAGAAGCUUUUUACAGAAGUGGAGGGCACUUGUACUGGCAAGUACGGCUUUGUCAUUGCUGUCACCACCAUCGACAACAUCGGGGCAGGUGUCAUCCAGCCAGGCAGAGGUUUUGUCCUCUAUCCAGUUAAAUACAAGGCCAUUGUGUUCCGCCCAUUCAAAGGAGAAGUGGUGGAUGCUGUGGUCACUCAGGUUAACAAGGUUGGCUUGUUCACAGAAAUAGGUCCCAUGUCUUGCUUCAUCUCUCGCCAUUCCAUCCCCUCAGAAAUGGAGUUUGACCCCAAUUCUAAUCCACCCUGUUAUAAGACAGUCGAUGAGGAUAUUGUAAUCCAGCAAGACGAUGAGAUCCGGCUAAAGAUCGUGGGAACCAGAGUGGACAAGAAUGACAUCUUUGCCAUUGGAUCUCUCAUGGAUGAUUAUCUGGGUCUUGUGAGCUGAUUUACCUCAGGGGAGCACACUCCACUAGGGACAUUUUAUACUCAAGUCUGGUUAUGCUUUUGGUAAAACUAAUAAUUUUUUACUGCGUAAGGUUAUGGUAGCACGUCGUCAAACAUCAUAGUUACUUCUUUUAUUAUUUUGCUGUACAGCCUAUAUUUGUUGAUUUUUAUUGUAACUGGUUUAAGAGUCAAAUGUUGUAAACAGGCUCAAGAGAUGCUUUCCAAGUUCAAAAGUGGUGCCCACAAGUACUUUAGUUAGUUGCUAUUUAUGUAGCAUUCAUAAUUUGAAUCAUACCUAUAUAUUGCGUGUUUCUUUUGUACACGGGCUGUAAUAAAGUAUUUCAUUUGUUCUUUUA